AUGAAUAGGCCACCUGAGGGGAUUUCCUCUUCUGGGAGCCUCAAUGAAUCCCCAGAGGCGCCUCAUGAGGCGCCGUCGGCCCCUGUAAGCCGCCAGACCUCUAUUACGUGUUGCAGCAAGGAAGGCGUGUGUGUGAGUGUGGGGGUUCUGGGGCACGUGGACAGCGGGAAAACCUCGCUCUGUAGAGCUCUUUCGCAGGUAAUUAGCACCUGUGGCCUAGACAAGCAUCCGCAGAGCAAAGAAAGGGGCAUUACCUUAGAUUUAGGAUUCUCAGCCUUCCAGCUUGCUCUGCCGCACGUACCUCCAUGCUGCAAGGCGUCCCCCGCGCAUACACCAGGCACUCACGUGAAUGCAGCGGGCAGCUCCCAUGCCGCAUGCGCUGCCGUCACUGCGGCGCCGCUUCCCUCGGACGGCUCCUCUCCAGCACAAGCUGCAAGAGAAGCAGCGAGAGCCUCACACGCGGCAGCUGAAAUCCAGCUUCCCGCAGAUGCAUGCGCUCGAGAGGAGGCUCUCCAAGUGCAGAUCUGUCUGGUAGACUGCCCAGGCCACGCCUCCCUUGUGCGGACGGUAAUCGGAGGUGCUCACAUCAUCGACCUUGCCCUCCUCAUUGUUGAUGCCACAAAGGGACUGCAGACGCAAACCGCAGAAUGCAUUGUCAUAUGUGAAGCCAUCCGAAAACCACUCCUCGUAGUCCUCAAUAAAAUCGACUUAAUACCAAAGGCGUCGAGACAGCAAAAGCUGCGAAGUGCGCAUGUCAUUUUCUUUGCGCGUGCAGGGAAGGGAACUGUUGUUACAGGAACAGUCCUCAGGGGCGGCCUGAAGAUCGGCGAUACCCUCACGAUGCUCUCUGCCGCAACUGCAGGGGUAGUAGCCAUGGCAGCGAAAGUGAAAGGCAUUCAGAGAUUCCACAAAGAAGCUUCCGAAGCUCGCACAGGCCAGCGGGCAGCAGUGUGUCUCGCUGGGGUUGACGCCUCCCACGUGGUAUGUGCCCCCGCACCGCAUUCUCCUUUUUGUCUAGCGACUUUCGGCUGCCUUGUACUGUGGGGAGAGCAUGCAGAGGCUUUGCAGAGGCCUCGCUGCGCAUGCGCAGGAACGGGGCUUACUCGCCGCUCCAGGGGGUGUUCCACCCAUCUUCAAGGCUUGUAUUGCCUCGGUGCGACUCAUACGGAUCUUCCACUUGCCUGUAAGCCGCGGAGAUGUUUCUCUGCAUGCGCCGCUGCUACAGCCUAUAAGCAUGCUGCGUCGCGGAAAAAAUGCGUGCCUUCGUGCACUCUCAACGAUUGUAGAAACUGCGAAAGGGAUCAUACCCCCAAAAAUCGAAAUAACCCCCCUCUUUCCUUCACAGGCAAACCAGCUGACGUUCAAUCUGGGCAGCGAUUCCACUGCACCUUUGGACACCUUACCGCCAUUGCGACAGUGCAUUUCUUCAGUCGUAUCAGCGCAGCCGCAGCACAAGGUGUUGCAUCCCCUGCUGGAGCUCCCAGUUGGCGCGAAGAAAAAUCGAAACCGCCAAACAGUCUUCAGGGAUCUCAUAGUGCACCCAUGCCAGCGUUUGAUAGCGCCCAGGUGUACGAGGAGACAAAAGGGCUGAGUCAGGAAACGCCAACAGCCUUCGCACUGCUGACGUUGGAUCGCCCUGUCCUGGCGCUUAUGGGGAGUGUCUUGCUAGCGUCACGUCUUGACGUUGAGGCCUCCCUCUCGACCUGCCGACUGGCCUUUGAGGGGCAUAUUCUCCGCUUCAUCCAGGAGCCGACGCAACUUCCUCCUCGCAGUGUUCCCUUCAGUGCAGGUGGCGCGUCUCAGCAGUCGGGUAGAGGCGCGGCUCAGUCGAAGACGCAGACUCUCAAGGCACGAGACUCAGGCACAGCACAAGCGGCGUCGGCCAUAGUCUCCGCAGAAGCAGCAGCAGCGGAAGUACCUUUGCCUAUGGAAGCGCUGCGAGUGGUUCGCAGGAAGCUGCGUCUAGGCGUCGUGGAACGCUUUGGGUGUCAGGGGGCCUCUGCGUGUAUGUGCGGGGGAGGCAGAAAUUCUGCCAGUGCCUCGCAUGAGGCUGCAAGGCGUCCAGGAACGUGUCAAUUCCUCAGCACCUCCAUGGUAGUUCGGGGUCUCUUCAAGGACGCCCAGCAUGUGCGACGCUUCGCAGGAUUCAAAGUGGCUCUUGUGGAGGCGCAUGCGGAGGAUGCAGAGAGGCGUUUGCGCAGUGGACCUGGGGAUGCCCUCUACGACGCCUGCCUCUCCCUGUGCCUGCCCGCCCUGGCGUGCCCGUCUCCCUCGGAGCUGAAGUUAGACAGCGGGGGUGUCACAGACACGUCGAUCUUUCCAGAGUCUUCAGAAGGAACCAGCACGCAUGGGGACAGCGAGGCAGGGAACACACCCAGCAGCUGCCGUUCGCCGCAUGCAGGGGCUGGCGUGCUGGUGCGAGCGGCGCGUGUAGGGGCCGCCUUCGGCAGCAAGGGCAAGUGCCACGUAGAGCUGCUGCAGAGCCUCAGCUGUGCGGAAGUAGGAGCUCAAGGGGGCCUGGGGGGAGGAGGAACGCAGUUCUGUGUCGUGCUGAUGUACUGCAAGUGCUGCUUGGGAAAACACCAGUCCCAACAGUCGCUACUCCAACCCUAA
Molecule: messenger RNA, 2613 nt
Organism: Cyclospora cayetanensis
Lineage: Eukaryota; Apicomplexa; Conoidasida; Eucoccidiorida; Eimeriidae
Product: selenocysteine-specific elongation factor
Exons: 5
Coding region: 1-2613 (870 amino acids)
Biological process (GO): selenocysteine incorporation
Molecular function (GO): translation elongation factor activity; GTPase activity; GTP binding
Source: RefSeq, a predicted model, not a curated record